CGUCGGAUUCGACGCAUUACCCAAUAAUCAUGUCGAUCAUCCUCUUUUCUUAUAUUUUACCCUGCACCCAACUUCCCGCAAAUCUCCAUCCCGCAUCUUUAUCCUUUCUUUUCUGCAACCCUCAAAUUGGAUGAACUUGACUAGCGUAUUUGCUGAAUAAAACGGCUAUAAACAGAGUGCUAGAGAUAGAAAUCGAUCGUGGGCUGUGAUUUUUAUUUACCCAGAUGAAGGUUUGAUCUCUCUUUCAUCUAGUUCAUGGAUAUCAAAAUCCUAUAGGGUUUUUUUGUUAUGGAUAUUCUUUUUCAAUCAAUUAGGGUGUUAUUUGGGGUGAUGAUAUGAUUUUGAAUUCUGUACUGGGAACUGGGAUUUUCUAGGGUUCCGGUUUAAUUGAAUUCUUAUCAGUGUCGAUCUAUCGAAUCUUGUAAUCUCUAGUUAGAAUCCAUGUUGUUACAUACUGGAUAUAAUUGAAAGGUAGGGCUUUCUAUAUAUAGAAGGGGUUCUUGUAAGUAGCUUAGUCAAUAUGCAAUCUCGAAGGAAAGAAAAUUAUGUACGAGGUUUUUCAUCUGUAAAGUUGGGCAAGCAACCCAUAGUCAAGAUGGAUCAUGAUCGUUAUCCAAUUUCUCGUCGUAUUGAUGGACGGGUUAAAUCUCCCAGUUUGAGAAGGAGCUUCAGCCCCUAUAAAUUAGAUGAAUCUGGCAGGGGUUUACUCGUUGAUCGAAGAAAUGCUUCACCAGAUGGGAGAGAAUACAAUUUGCACUUUGGGAGAGGCAGGAGUAUUAGAAACAUGGCUAGGUCUCCCCCAUAUGAACAAAUGCGAAAGAGGUCUUACUUUGAUGAGGGUCCAGUGCAUAGGAAAUAUGAACAUAUGGAGCCACUGGAUUUUAAUGAUGCCUCAAAUUCUACAUCAAGACAUGAUUAUGGACAUGAUCAUGGCCUGUCCAGAAUUGAUAAAGAGAAGGAUUAUAGUGAAACUGAAGUUGCAAGUAUUAAAGAACAUGAGAUGUUUGGUGGAAAUUCAAUUCGCAUGGAAAGUGGCAUGAUAAGAGGGUUACGUCGCAUGACUCCAGAUUUGGUUCCUACACCAAAAAAUUAUAGGGAAACAGCUGGACCUGUGCCAUCACUGCCAAAAAGUAUGGACCUAGGUCACAUUGAGCAUGGAGAACUUAGCUAUAAGGAGACUAUGCAGUUAGAUAAGGUAGCAAUGAGGGAAUCUUAUAGAGAAGAAGAUAAACACAUUUGCAGGUCGAGGGAUGUUCCAUACAGCGCUAUCCAAGCAUCUCACUCCAAGGAUUUUGUGAGCAUUUAUCAGUAUAGGGAUACUGUGGGCUCCUCAUCAGGACCUUCAAGAAGUGAAGUUCUGGUUUCUUAUGGGGAUGGCACAUCCAUACCUGCUUCCGAGGAAUAUCCAAGGAACAGUGGCAAACUUGCUGAACCCACAAGUUUUAAUACUUAUGUCCAAGGGCCACGUCGAGAUCCUGUGAGAAACUUUGAGGGUGCUAGGAGGAGUAUGACAUUUUACCAACAUGGUGCAUGUAGUCCGUCUAGGGUUGAGCAUGAGGAAUACUUUUAUGGUGAACAACAGGAUGUAGUGAAAGAUAAACUUUUGUAUCCAUCUGGUAGAUCACGAAGAAUGCUUUCGUCACAUAAUCAAGUGGACUAUAGUCAUGCACCAGUGAAUUAUGAUUAUAGAAAUUUAUCAAGAUCAAGUGUUAUAGAUCCUGUCGUAGACAGAUUUCAUAACAAUAAGGAUUCUUGUGGAAAUGUGAGAGUGAAUAAUGGUUCAGAUCAUCCUACUUUACAAAAGGAGAUGGUUCCAGACUACCUUGACUUAAACAGAUCAUAUCCAUUGAAGCAUGCUGGGGAUUAUUUGGGUUCCGGACGCUCUCGUGUUGCGCUUGAAAGGAAAGUAUCACAAGAUAGUGAUAUAUCACAUUUGGAUCCACUACAAGAGCGUCAUGUAUCACAUCUGAGAUCAGAUUUAGGUUUUGAUAGAGUGGCAGCUCAAGAAUUUCACAAGGAGAGAUUGCAGAGUUCCCCUGCUUCUAAAAAUGAUCCAGACCUGCGAGGAUUUGGAUCAAAGAUGCACAGAAUGGAGAGAGAACGUGAAAUAUAUGAGCCAUCUGAUAGAUUACACAAAAGAAAGUUCAACAUGGAGAAAAGCGUAGGCAGACAUAAGUCAGAAACAAUUAUGUCAAAUAAAUGGAAUGUACCCGAAGAGUAUGAAGAUCAAUAUGAUAGUGAGGAGGAGUGGAUUGAUGCAGAUAUGAUGAGCUUAUAUCAACCAAAGAAUAGGAGAGUUGAUCAUAAUGAAUACAGAAAAUCAGGGAGGACUUAUAGUUGGCAAGAUCCUUCUGGACACUGUGCAUCGGAUGACUGGUUGUCUCACCAAGAAUCUUUGUCAUUUACACAAGGCCCAUCAGUAAGGUUUUAUAAACGAAGUGGUAGAUAUAUAAAGGGUCAUCAGAGGCCUGGUUCUUUAAAGUGGCAUAAGUCACACCAUACUGAUAAAAGAAGUGGUCUUCACAAAUAUAACAAAGUUUGGAAAAGAAAUGAUGAUCAUAAUGAGGAUGUGCAUGAUAAUGAUGCCAUCACAUCAGAUCCUGCUGAAUCCUAUGCAUAUGAGGACUCUGAAGAAUUUAAGCAACUGAUACAUGAGGCCUUUUUAAAGUACACAAAAAAGUUGAAUGUGAAUGCAGCUGUUCGAAGAAGAUACAAGGAGCAAGGGAAAGCUGGAAGUCUGUUUUGCAUCGUGUGUGGCCGAAGCGCCUCAAAGGAGUUCAUGGACACACAACGCUUGGUGAUCCAUGCUUUUAUGUCCCAGAGAGGUGGGUUGAGGGCUCUGCACCUGGGUCUACACAAAGCUAUAUGUGUUUUAUUGGGGUGGAAUUGUGUUGUACCUCAUGACACAAUAACUUGGGUACCGCAAGUCUUGUCUGAUGCAGAAGCCUUAGCUGAGAAGGAGGAUUUGAUUCUUUGGCCUCCUGUCAUUGUUAUUCACAACAUUUCAAUGUUAAAAAACAUUCCAAAUGAGCAGAAUGUGAUCCCCAUUGAGGGUAUUGAGGCAUUUCUCAAAGGUAAAGGUUUUCUUGGGGGUAACGUCAUUUUAGGGAGACCUUCUGACCAAAGUAUUAUGGUGGUGAAGUUCAUGAGAACUUUUACUGGACUCGCAAAUGCAGAGAGGCUUCACAAAUAUUUCAUGGAGAGAAAGCAUGGGAGACUGGAUUUCAAUCAAAUAACUUCCAACAAAUCCAAAGUCAACUUUAAUGUAGACACAAAAAAACCAGGAGAGAAGUUGGAGUGUCUUUUAUAUGGCUAUAUGGGGAUUGCAGAGGACUUGGAUAGAGUUGAUUUUAAUACCAAGAAAUGCAGUUUUAUAAAAAGCAAGAAGGAGAUUCAGGAGCUCGCAAACGCUCCAGUUAAAACAGAUGACAGAUAGGAGUUUGAAGACAUGCCAACCUGUGGUUAUAGAUCCAAAUUCAAACAGAUCGGCUCCUGUUAAAAAACUUUAACUCAACUCUCUUAAUGUUCUGUAGCUUGGUUCUAAAUCAUGUAAGCUGAUGCAAGUGACACUUGUUUUUUUUUUCCCCCGCUUCUGUAUGUAAUCUGAGCAUUGUUGGCUUCUUGUUGUGCCUUCUGAUAUGGGAUCCUAUGAAAGAGAAUCUUGAAUCUAAUAUCAUAAUCUCUGAUACGAUUUGGCCUGCUUGAUUUUUGGCACGGUAA
Carica papaya (papaya) is the source of this 3720-nucleotide messenger RNA. RefSeq lists its product as uncharacterized. Lineage: Eukaryota; Viridiplantae; Streptophyta; Magnoliopsida; Brassicales; Caricaceae. The record is from RefSeq and is a predicted model, not a curated record. Gene Ontology annotation, biological process: regulatory ncRNA-mediated gene silencing.